Messenger RNA from Daktulosphaira vitifoliae (grape phylloxera), 3174 nucleotides. RefSeq names its product 116 kDa U5 small nuclear ribonucleoprotein component. Gene Ontology annotation, cellular component: U4/U6 x U5 tri-snRNP complex; cytosol; U2-type catalytic step 2 spliceosome. The record is from RefSeq and is a predicted model, not a curated record. The transcript has 12 exons. Gene Ontology annotation, molecular function: GTP binding; translation elongation factor activity; GTPase activity. The coding region runs from base 132 to 3059 and encodes 975 amino acids. Lineage: Eukaryota; Metazoa; Arthropoda; Insecta; Hemiptera; Phylloxeridae. Gene Ontology annotation, biological process: mRNA splicing, via spliceosome.
UAUAAUAAUUCGUAUUUAAACGUACUCUUUGAUAAAAGUUCAAAUUUAAAUUAAAAUUCUUCUAUUAAGUUAGAUACAAACUUAGAAUUUUUUCUGAAUUAAUUUAGAAACCUAUAUUUAUAAAAAAGAUAAUGGAUUCCGAUCUGUAUGAUGAAUUUGGUAACUACAUCGGUCCAGAACUUGAAUCUGACGAAGAAGAAGAACAACAACCGCCUUCACCUGAUCCUGAACCUCAGGAUAUUGAUAUGAUCGAAGAAGGUGAUGAUGGACCCGAUGAACCUGGUAUGAGUGUUGUAUUACAUGAAGAUAAAAGAUAUUAUCCUUCUGCCGUUGAAGUAUAUGGUCCAGAAGUUGAGACAUUAGUACAAGAAGAAGAUGAAUUACCUCUCACAGUUCCAUUAAUAACUCCAGUAAAACAACACAAUUUUCAAAUCAAAGAGCAGGUUUUACCUUAUACUACAUACAACAUGGAAUAUUUAGCAGAUUUGAUGGAUAUUGCUGGUCUUGUGCGUAACAUAGCUCUACUUGGUCAUCUACAUCAUGGUAAAACCAGUUUGGUUGAUUGUUUGAUUCGUCAAACACAUCCUGAUUUAGGUCAGCUUCACAUGGAUGCAGCUGAUGCAGAUUUAAUGCGUUAUACAGAUACAUUAUUAACAGAGCGUCAAAGAGGUGUUAGCAUCAAAGCAACUCCUGUAACGUUGGUAUUACCUGAUGUCAAUUCAAAAUCAUAUUUAAUGAACAUAUUUGAUACACCAGGACAUGUAAACUUUUCUGAUGAAGUCACUGCAGCUUUAAGAAUUUGUGAUGGAGCUGUUAUAUUUGUUGAUGCCGCUGAAGGAGUAAUGUUAAACACAGAAAGAUUGAUAAAACAUGCUAUUCAAGAAAAAGUUGCCAUUACAAUUUGUAUAAAUAAAAUAGACAGAUUAAUGUUAGAAUUAAAACUACCUCCACAAGAUGCUUAUUUUAAAAUAAAACAUAUAAUUGAUGAAGUAAAUUCUUUGUUGAGCUUACAUUCUCAAAAUGACCCUUCUCGUAUUGUAUCCCCAAUUAUAGGAAAUGUUUGUUUUGCUUCAUCACAAUAUGCUGUUUGUUUCACACUCAAAUCUUUUGCUAAAUUAUAUGCAAAUCAUUAUCCUAAUGUCAAGGUUGAUAGUUUUGCUAAAGUAUUGUGGGGAGAUGUUUAUUUUAAUUCAAAGACUAGAAAAUUCUCCAAAAAAUCUCCACAUAAUAGUGCUCAAAGAAGUUUUGUUGAAUUUAUAUUAGAACCUUUGUAUAAACUAUUUGCCCAAGUAAUUGGUGAUGUAGAUACCACAUUACCAGAAGUUCUCGAUGAACUUGGAAUUAAAUUGACUAAACGAGAAAUGAAUAUUAAUAUUAGACCUCUAUUACGACUUGUUUGUGGCCGCUUUUUAAAUGACCUUAGUGGUUUUGUCGAUAUGUGUGUAAACCAUAUUCCAUCACCUGCAGAUAAUGCAAAAAAUAAAAUUGACACAAUUUACACUGGACCACAAGAUACAGAACUUGCUAAAGAUAUGCUUGAUUGUAAUCCUGAUGGUCGUUUAAUGGUACAUAGUACUAAAAUGUAUCCUACUGAUGAUUGCACAUUCUUCCAAGUAAUGGCACGAGUAAUGAGUGGUACCCUACAUGCCGGACAAGAAGUAAAAAUUUUGGGAGAAAAUUAUUCAUUAAUGGAUGAAGAAGAUUCUAGAGUUAUGACAGUAGGUAGAUUAUGGGUUCAUGAAGCACGAUAUAAAGUUGAAGUUAAUCGAGUACCUGCUGGAAAUUGGGUUCUGAUAGAAGGCAUUGAUCAACCAAUUGUUAAAACAGCUACAAUUACUGAUCUAAUAACAACUGAUGAUUUGUACAUAUUUAGACCAUUAAAAUUCAACACACAAUCGGUCAUAAAAAUUGCUGUUGAACCUGUUAAUCCCUCAGAAUUACCUAAAAUGUUAGAUGGCUUGAGAAAAGUUAAUAAGUCUUAUCCAUUACUUGUUACACGCGUUGAAGAAUCAGGUGAACAUGUAAUUCUAGGAACUGGUGAACUUUACUUAGAUUGUGUUAUGCAUGAUUUAAGAAAAAUGUACUCCGAAAUAGACAUCAAAGUCGCAGAUCCAGUUGUUGCUUUUUGUGAAACUGUUGUUGAUACAUCUUCAUUGAAAUGUUUUGCUGAAACUCCUAAUAAAAGGAAUAAGAUAACAAUGAUUGCAGAACCAUUAGAAAAAGGACUUGCUGAAGAUAUUGAAAAUCAGAUUGUUGACAUCUCAUGGGACAAAAAAAAAAUUGGAGAAUUUUUCCAAUCAAAAUAUGAUUGGGAUUUAUUAGCUGCACGUUCUAUCUGGGCUUUUGGUCCAGAUACUACAGGUCCUAAUAUUUUAGUAGAUGAUACGCUUCCAUCUGAAGUAGAUAAAAAUGUUUUAAGAUCCAUCAGAGAUUCAAUUGUUCAAGGCUUCCAAUGGGGUACUAGAGAAGGUCCACUUUGUGAAGAGCCUAUUCGAAAUGUUAAAUUUAAAAUAUUAGAUGCUGUAAUAGCACCAGAACCUUUACAUAGAGGAGGAGGUCAAAUAAUACCGACUGCUCGUAGAGUUGCUUAUUCAGCUUUUCUUAUGGCUACACCACGGCUAAUGGAACCAUAUUUAUAUGUAGAAGUACAAGCACCAGCUGAUUGUGUAUCUGCUGUUUAUACUGUGUUGGCUAAACGUAGAGGUCAUGUAACACAAGAUGCUCCUGUUCCAGGGUCACCACUGUAUACUAUUAAAGCAUUUAUUCCAGCUAUAGAUUCAUUUGGUUUUGAAACUGAUUUGCGUACACACACACAAGGUCAAGCUUUUUGUUUGUCAGUUUUCCACCAUUGGCAGAUUGUUCCUGGUGAUCCACUUGACAAAAGCAUAGUUAUUAAACCAUUGGAACCUCAACCAGCUACUCAUUUAGCACGAGAAUUUAUGGUUAAAACUCGCAGAAGAAAAGGUCUAAGUGAAGAUGUUUCUAUUAACAAGUUCUUUGAUGAUCCUAUGUUGUUGGAAUUGGCUAGGCAAGAUGUUUCUUUAAAUUAUCCUAUGUAAAUAUAUUCAAUAUGAGAAUUUCUAUUAUUUGUGUAUUAUUCACUUAAAUGUAUUAUAUUUGUAAUGUGUAUUGGAAUAGUUAAUAAAUUAGUUAUGAUAUAUUUAAAACAUAAUA